Messenger RNA from Eruca vesicaria subsp. sativa (arugula), 1883 nucleotides. Lineage: Eukaryota; Viridiplantae; Streptophyta; Magnoliopsida; Brassicales; Brassicaceae. The record is from the annotation of a GenBank genome assembly.
AAUGGAGUGGCCAUGGUCAGCCAUCGCUUCUCCUUCUUCCUCUAGUUGCUUCUUUACGUCUCCCAACUCUUGCGUGUCUCUUACUACACGAACAAGUUUGAAUUGUGCAAACAAAUCUCCACCUUUGCGACACAGCAGAGUCGACUCAAAGCAUAGUCUGGUUGUCUGCAAACGUCGAAUCUAUGGAGAUUCCAUUGUCCGGAGAAGCACCACAAGCAACAAAAAUGCAGAAAAGACUGAAUCGUCCUCUUCUUCUCCUUCUGUAGAUUGUGUCGGAAUGGGAUCAGACGUGGAGUGCGUUUAUAACGGAGAAGAAGAAGACGAGGAGAAUCAGAGCUCAGGUAUCUUGAGCGGAGGAGAUGGAUCGUUUCUCGAAUGGACGGUUCUGAUUUCACCUUUCUUUUUCUGGGGGACGGCGAUGGUGGCGAUGAAGGAAGUGUUGCCGAUAACCGGUCCUUUCUUCGUGGCUGCGUUCCGGUUAAUUCCCGCCGGUUUGUUGCUGGUUGCGUUUGCGGUUUACAGAGGGAGACCUUUGCCUAAGGGGUUCAAUGCUUGGCUCUCUAUUGCUCUCUUUGCUCUUGUGGACGCUACUUGUUUCCAGGGUUUUCUUGCUCAAGGGUUACAGAGGACUUCUGCUGGUUUAGGAAGUGUUAUAAUUGAUUCACAGCCAUUGACUGUAGCUGUAUUAGCAUCUUUCUUAUUUGGUGAGUCCAUUGGAGUAGUGAGAGCUGGAGGUUUGGUUCUUGGUGUUGCUGGACUUUUGCUUCUUGAGGUUCCAUCAGUUACCUCAGAUGGUAAUAGCUUUUCUUUGUGGGGAAGUGGAGAGUGGUGGAUGCUUCUUGCAGCUCAGAGUAUGGCUAUUGGCACUGUGAUGGUUCGAUGGGUCUCUAAAUACUCGGAUCCAAUCAUGGCAACCGGCUGGCAUAUGGUUAUCGGUGGCCUUCCUCUUCUGGCUAUUUCCGUUAUAAACCAUGACCCGGUAUUUAACGGCAGUCUUCAAGAGCUAUCCACAAAUGAUAUCACAGCACUUCUCUACACAUCCAUAUUUGGCAGUGCGGUUAGCUACGGUGUUUACUUCUACAGCGCUACUAAAGGAAGCCUGACUAAACUCAGCUCACUCACCUUUUUGACACCAAUGUUUGCAUCAAUCUUUGGGUAUUUGUACCUGGAUGAGACUUUUUCCUCGCUGCAACUGGUCGGAGCAGCUGUAACUUUGGUCGCUAUAUACUUGGUCAACUUUCCAGAAGGCAACGAUUGAUAACACACACUCUCAGUUUUCAAAGCUUCUCAUGAAUGUUAAAACAUUACAUUUGUAUAUAUAUAAUAAAGUGAAUAAUCAUAGGCCAGUGUUAAACCUUAAGUCAACGUUUCAUAUUAACAUAGCAAAUGAAGUUGCAGAAUUCGAUACAACAUAAAGCAUAUGAUCUUCUUACAUCAUAUGAAUUACAAUCAGAGAUCAAUCAUAGACCCAAACACAGAGCAGUUGUCCUGCGUGAGAUACCCGGUUAACUUGUCUUAUCGUCCUCCUCCGGUUUAGUUUCCAACCCAGCUAUAUCAUCCAUAUCAGCAACAAGUCUCUCCACAGGCACCUUACUCACAUCCCAUCGCAUCCCUAUGUCUGAAACCAAACGACCAACGCAAUACAUCCCAUAUCCCGCCACAGCCAAACUCCCAAAACCGGCUACAAACCUGAGUGGUGAAGACAUAACAACGCUGGCAGCUGCAACCAUCGUAGCAGCUUGACCACUCCUUCCCACGUCAGUGUUCGCCACCAGCAAACCAGUUUUGCAAUAGAUUGCGAAAUCCUCACAGUUGUUCUUGAAAACAUUGUAAACACCGAAACCAUUUCGCAAGAGGAAGUUUGCACGGUGAAUGACUUCUUC